GCCACGCUCCCGGGGCGCCGUGCACCGCUGCCUCCGCCGACGCUGGUAAACGCUGUGCCCCCGGAGGGCCUCGCCUUCCCCGCCAGGCCCCGACCUCCCCGCCGCCGGUUUCCACAGCCACGCCCGGCUCCGAACACUCCUGCGGCUUCUCCUUUGAACCAGACCCCACGCUCCGGGAUGCAGAGGCCAUGGCCCGGCGGGCACCGUGGAUGGUCAGCGUGCGGGCCAACGACACCCAUGUCUGUGCGGGCACCCUCAUCGCCUCCCGCUGGGUGCUGGCCGUGGCCCAUUGUGUGACCCAGCACGACACGAACUACACCGUGAGGGCAGGGAGCCCGUGGAUCGAUCGGCUGACUCCGACCAGCACCGAUGUCCAGGUGCUGCAGGUCAUCGUGAACCCCCGGUACCACCCCCAGCGCUACUGGUCCUGGCUCGGCCAGGCCGACAACAUUGGCCUCCUCAAGCUGCAGCACGCGCUCAACUACAGCAAGUACGUGUGGCCCAUCUGCCUGCCUGACCUGGACGCCCGGGUGAAGGACGGUUAUCUCUGCACCGUGAUGGGCUGGGGACUUUCCAGGGCUGACGGCGCGUGGCCCCAGUUCCGGACCAUCCAGGAGAAGGAGGUCACCAUCCUGAACAACAAGGAGUGCGACAACAUCUACCACAAGUUCUCCACCGUCCCCUCCCUGGUCUGGAUCGUCACCUCCCAGAUGAUCUGUGCCACGGACCCCAGCAGGGAGCAGUUCUGCUACGAGGAGACGGGGGAGCCCUUGGUGUGCUCCUCAGGGGGCCUCUCAUACCUGAUGGGCCUGGUGAGCUGGGGUGCAGGCUGCGAGAAGAGCGAGGCACCACCCAUCUUCCUCCGAGUCUCCCCCUACCAGUCCUGGAUCCGGGCCCAUCUCAGUGGGCAGCCCCGGGGCCUGCACGCCCCCUCCUGCGCCCUGCUGCUGUCCCUGCUGCCGUCCCUCAGUCUCCUGGCUGCUCUGUGAUGCGUGGUUCAUUAAACACUUUUCUUC
Molecule: messenger RNA, 1016 nt
Organism: Chinchilla lanigera (long-tailed chinchilla)
Lineage: Eukaryota; Metazoa; Chordata; Mammalia; Rodentia; Chinchillidae
Gene: Prss50
Product: protease, serine, 50
Molecular function (GO): serine-type endopeptidase activity; protein binding
Source: RefSeq, a predicted model, not a curated record